Messenger RNA from Bactrocera neohumeralis, 1085 nucleotides. RefSeq lists its product as uncharacterized. Lineage: Eukaryota; Metazoa; Arthropoda; Insecta; Diptera; Tephritidae. Bases 1 to 1065 code for a protein of 354 amino acids. The record is from RefSeq and is a predicted model, not a curated record. The transcript has 2 exons.
AUGUUUAUAAUAAGCCCUACAUCUAUCCCCACUGCCAGCGUCAAAUCUAUUAUCAGCAAGAAAGGUAGUGUUUCAACAUCAGAAGACGAUGGUCAACUUAACAACAAACCGCCAACGUCGAUUCCAUUUGAGCAAGAUUUUAACCGAAUACAGAUAGCAGCGGCUCGUCUAGUCGCCAUUCAAGAAGUUGCAAAGCGUAAGGGUUUAUUUAGUGCGGAAGACAAUCGUAUUUAUGCAGAGAGUUUACUGGAAUUGGGGCAUGCCGCACAGAACUUAGCAAAUUUGCAUGAAACGGGCCAAAUUAAAGAUUUUAGUCUACUCCUGCAACCCGAUUUUCAGUUAGCGGAUAAGAAACCAUUAGUACCACCGGAAUCAAUAGCUGAAAUUGAAACUUCCGGUGGGGAACAAAAAGUUGACGAAGUUACAGAGCAACUGUUCAACGAAGAAGAUCUUCUGCCUCCAAAUACAGAGGAUCCUUAUGAAGACGUCAGUGAUACAGUAGCAGUGACUGCACCGAAAAAAGACGCUUCUGUUGCUGAAGCUAAACCAAUAGGACUAUCUAUUGCCGGCGAAGGUGGUGUUGCUUCAUCUAAACCCAAUGCAAUAGCGCUUUCUGGGCGCAAUGGCCUAGCAGUUUCCGCGCCUAAGGCGACUGCUAUUGCAGGUGUAUCAGCAGAAGAGGCAGCUGCCUUUAGCGUAGCAAUACCCAACAGAAAUAAUCUGGUCAUAAAAAACGUUAAUCACACACCACAACGACCUGUUUAUGAUGACUACAUCGAAGACUACAGUGACGUUUUACCAGCACGUUCGACAUUUACUCGUGAUACAACGGUUUCACAUGGUUCACCUAUUCCUGUUAUGAGUAAAAAAACAAAGCUGGCGAGUGUAAUAGAAACUGGCAGCGAUGCUGCAUUCGCUGAUUCUUUAGUUAAACAAUGGAAGACUAUAAUAGCCGAGGAUUAUUCCGCAUCAGCACGAAGUGCUCCCAAACUAACACCAACAAGAUAUAUUAAGGAAGCGAGCAAAUUUCCACAAAGAUCAAUUGAUAAAAAGGCUUACUAUUAAUAGUUAUAUAUCCACAUAUA